Dothidotthia symphoricarpi CBS 119687 is the source of this 1857-nucleotide messenger RNA. RefSeq names its product MFS general substrate transporter. The record is from RefSeq and is a predicted model, not a curated record. NCBI's taxonomy places the organism in Eukaryota, Fungi, Ascomycota, Dothideomycetes, Pleosporales, Dothidotthiaceae. Gene Ontology annotation, molecular function: fluconazole transmembrane transporter activity. The transcript is spliced from 2 exons. Gene Ontology annotation, biological process: xenobiotic detoxification by transmembrane export across the plasma membrane. Bases 1 to 1857 code for a protein of 618 amino acids.
AUGUCCGCCCUGAUUCGGGACGCCCCGCUUGGGCAGAUACUCAGAUACCUCACCAACAACCGCAUCUUGCAAUAUCCAGAAGAACGGCCAGACUUCCAACUCCCAGACGCAUACACCCGCCACAUUCGCCCUUCACAAAGACACCAAGACGACCAUGUAGCCACCCCAGUUACCAAACGUGAAGCUCCACCCCAUGAAGAACCCAUCUACCCGGACCCAGAAACAGUGCUCGAAAAGGACAGAAUCUCAAGCGACGACGAUGAACGCCUCAGCCUCGAGAAGCCCCAAACCAUACGAUCCACACACACAACCCGCACACAGAUCUCACGUGUCGGCACCAGAACAGCACUGCAAAAGUCCGUCUCCCAGGCAGACCUCGAACACCAAAUCUCCCUCGCAUCCAUGGACCGUGGGCCCAGCCGCCCCAUCGACCCGGACGUGCUCGACGACGGCACGACCCUCGUGGAUUGGUAUGCCACAGAUGACCCGGAUAACCCGCAGAACUGGUCGUCUGGGAAGAAAGCCAUCGUGCUGCUGCAGAUCCUCGUCUACACCACGGGCGUGUACAUGGGAUCCGCGAUAUACACGCCCAGCAUCCCCGGUGUCAUGCAGCACUUUGGCGUAGAGAUCGGAGCAGCAUCUCUCGGCCUUUCAAUGUACGUAGCCGCCUAUGGUAUCGGGCCUUUGCUCUUCUCGCCGCUGAGCGAGAUCCCGGGGAUUGGGAGGAGUCCGCCGUACACUAUUUCUUAUGCCAUUUUCGUCAUACUGCUUGUGCCGACUGCGCUGGUCGAUAACUUUGCGGGCUUGAUCGUGUUGAGGUUCCUGCAGGGCUUCUUUGGCAGCCCGUGUUUGGCUACGGGUGGCGCGACGCUGCAGGAUAUUUACAGUCUGCUUGAGCUACCGUAUGUGCUUUCGUUGUGGGCGUUUGCGGCGACGUGUGGUCCUGCGCUUGGUCCUAUUAUUUCUGCAUUCUCCGUCGCAGCCAAAACCUGGCGCUGGUCCCUCUGGGAAAUGCUCUGGCUAAACGGCCCCAUCUUCCUCAUCCUCUUCGCCUUCCUCCCCGAAACCUCAUCCUCAACCAUCCUCCUCCGCCGCGCCCAACGCCUCCGAAAACUAACCCAAACCCCCACCCUACAAUCCGCCUCCGAGCUCGCCCAAGCCAGCCUAACCACGCGCGCCAUCGCCACCGAAGCCCUCUGGCGCCCCUUCCAACUCAUGCUCCUCGACCCAAGCAUCGCCUUCACAGCCCUCUACAUCGGCAUAAUCUACGCCAUAUUCUACAGUUUCUUCGAAGCCUUCCCGCUCGUCUACGGCGACAUAUACGCUUUCACCCCCGCCCAAACAGCCCUAACCUUCCUCUCCGUCACCGUCGGCGUCGCUAUCGCUCUUGCGGCGUAUUGGUACUACAUCCACAGCACCGUAACACCCCGCAUCAUAUCCCACGGCCUCGGCCCCCCCGAACACCGCCUCAUCCCCGCACUAUACACUUCCCUCCUCGUCCCCGCCGGCCUCUUCCUCUUCGCCUGGUCCGCAACGCCGAACAUCCACUGGAUAGUAUCCUGCAUCGGCAUCGCGCUAGCCACAAUCGGCAUCUUCAUCAUCUUCCAGACUAUUUUCUUGUAUCUGGCUUUUUCGUACCCGCAGUUCGCGGCUAGUUUGUUCGCGGGGAAUGAUUUCGCGCGCUCGGCGAUGGCGGCGGGUGCGGUGCAUUUUUCUACGCCGUUGUUUGGGGGGUUGGGCGUGGGGAGGGGGGUGUCGUUGUUGGCGGGGUUGACGGUCGGGUGUGCGGGGGGGGUUUAUGUGCUGUUUUUCUAUGGGGAGAGGUUGAGGGGGAGGUCGAGGUUUGCUGCUCGGUAG